This is a messenger RNA of Sarcophilus harrisii (Tasmanian devil), 5278 nucleotides long. RefSeq names its product glia maturation factor beta (gene GMFB). The record is from RefSeq and is a predicted model, not a curated record. The coding region runs from base 695 to 1123 and encodes 142 amino acids. The transcript has 7 exons. Gene Ontology annotation, molecular function: Arp2/3 complex binding; actin binding. Gene Ontology annotation, cellular component: actin cortical patch. Gene Ontology annotation, biological process: actin filament debranching; negative regulation of Arp2/3 complex-mediated actin nucleation. Lineage: Eukaryota; Metazoa; Chordata; Mammalia; Dasyuromorphia; Dasyuridae.
AAAGUCUUUAUAUGAUUUAAAAAAUAUUGAAGAUGUUUGGCUUAGACAAGAGCGCUCCUUUAUUCACUUUUUUUCCCCCCCUUUAUGGAUAGUUAGUCCCAGAUUUUUAGAGUGAUUAUGAAUCCUAAUUUAGGAGACUGGACAGUGUUCUAGUUCUUCAUAUGCUUAGAACAAUUUGAUCUACAAAGAGGAAUAUGUGAAGGACCUCAUCAUCUUUUUUCUAGGUAUAUGAGUUGAGUGACCUCUAAGGUUUAUGAUUGAGUAAUCUGCAGGUAAUCUUUCAUUUGAACUCCAUACAGAACAUCUUCCAUAAAACCAUCUUUGGUGAGAAUACCUUUUAUAUAGUGCUUGAUAUUCAUAAUCAGAGGGUGUCCAAAUUACUUCUUGUAUCUUACCGCUUAUGAGGUAAAAUUUAACACAAGCAUAGGAGUUCCUAUUAGAGAAGAAUUUUUAAGGGUUUUUUUGUUGUUUUUUUAAGUUUUUACAGCAUUUUGCUCUAUUAAGUCAAAUCAGCAAAAAAUAAGCACAGUGUAAUUAUAUAUUCUUUGCAUCUUUCAGCAAAUUAUAUCUGAUUAAAAAUUAGGUCUGCUUUAGAACAUUUGUGAAAGCCUGGCUCUUUUUCAUACCUUCCUCGAAAGAUAUCCUGGGUAGCUGUAGAUAAAGAUAAUUCUCCUAAAGAUUUUCUAAAGAUGGAAUGAGUGAAUCUCUGGUGGUUUGUGAUGUUGCUGAAGAUCUAGUGGAGAAACUGAGAAAGUUUCGUUUUCGCAAAGAAACUAACAAUGCUGCUAUUAUAAUGAAGAUUGACAAGGAUAAACGGCUGGUAGUACUGGAUGAAGAGCAUGAGGGUAUUUCACCAGAUGAGCUUAAAGAUGAACUACCUGAACGACAACCUCGCUUCAUUGUAUAUAGUUAUAAAUAUCUACAUGAUGAUGGAAGAGUUUCAUACCCUCUAUGCUUUAUAUUUUCUAGUCCUGUUGGGUGUAAGCCUGAACAACAGAUGAUGUAUGCUGGGAGUAAGAAUAAACUAGUUCAAACAGCUGAAUUAACCAAGGUAUUUGAAAUAAGAAAUACUGAAGACCUAACUGAAGAAUGGUUAUGUGAAAAACUUGGAUUUUUCCACUAAUGUGGUAUUUAUAUACUAACCUGAUUUUACUGGAACCAGACAUAAAUACUUAUUUAUGCCUAAAAAUGCACUGUUAUUUACAGUUUUGUUUCCUGCAGUAAAUUAAAAAACUUUCAGUUAUAAAGUUUGUACAAAGGAGGAGAUUCUUCUUAUAGUAAUGAAAAUUUUAAAAGCGUUUCCUCAUAUUUUGUAAUUGUUUAGUGAAAUACUUCUGCAGGGAAUUUUUGCACUCUUUGUGACUAAUUUCUAUAACUUCUGGUUCAGAAUUUAAUUGUUACUAUUUUCAAAAAUCAUUGGAAAAUAGGUAUUUUGCUUGUAUGAGCAAUCAUUGCCUCCUUUUGACAAAUACUGGAUAUUAACAUAUUGUUACUUGGCAAAUAUGUGAAAUACAUUAAAAGGCUUGAAUGACCCUUUUUUUCUUUUUUCAAGGCAUUUGGGAUUAAGUGACUUGCCUGGGGUAAAAGGUCUGUGGCCAAAUUUAAACUCAUGUUCUCCUGAUUCCAGGGUUUAGAAUGACUAAAAUUUGAGCCUAUAAAUAAUAAGAUUUUAGCGUAUCAUGUGUUCUAAGUCCUUUUUCAUUAAUUCUGGAACUUGUUUAGUUUACUACAUUUUUAUUCCAUAACUUCCAAUAUAUAUAACUAUCAAACAAUAUUAAGUCCUAUGGAGUUAUAAACUUGAGUAUUUCCUAAUGUCAUAUGAGUGUUAGUCAUUUUAAACCUGUUAAUACUGUGCCUUUGAUUUGUUAGCUUUAAAAUUAAUCUUGAGAGUUUUACACCACCAAUAAUCCAGACUUGGUGAAAUUAAUACUUUUGUAAAGGUCCAAGUAAAAUGUUUUAUAGUGUCUAAUUCUAUAAGUGAAAUUUGUAAUAAAACCAACUUCAUUUCUGUAAAUUCCAGCCACUUUCUUGCAUUGAUGAAUGCCUGGCAGUUGAAAGUUAGGGUUUUGUAUGUGUCUGAUUUAGAUUUGUAUCAUUCAGAAGUAGUAUUGACCUUAAACUUUGGUUGUAGGCAACAAAAGUAAUAUGUCAAUCAAAUUCAUAUUGAUGUUAAUAAUACUUUAGUUAUCAGAAUGUCAUUGUAGGCUAAAUGAAGAAUAGUUGAGCUAGUCUUUAUAAGUGUCAUCAGCAUAAAUCCUAUUAUGAAGUAUACUUUUAAAGCAAUAAAAUUGCUUUAAAACGUUGAAAACUGAACAUUUUACAAAGGCUUGCCAAUAUAUCCUCAAUCCAGUGGUACAACCAAGUAAAAUGAUUCAUCUUGUGUCUCAGUCAUUUUCUUAAAAAAAUAAACAAAAACCAUUUUGCAAUGGAUUCUAUUUAAUAAUUUCUGUCUUUCAAAUGUAUGUGCCAACUACAUUUAGAGAUUAACAUUAAUUAAGAUUAUCUUCUAUGUGUCUUCCUCAAUAGGAAAGCAAGAAAUUAAAGAAAAGAGGAUAUAAAACAGAUGGAAAAAGGAGAAGAGAGAUUUUUGUUGUGGUUGUAUAAGAGUUAGAAAAGAUUCUUUAUUUCUUCCAGAUAAAAUAUUAUUUCAGAAAAACUUAAGAAUUUUAGGAUUCUUCAGAAAUGAAAUAUCAUUUAAAUUCAUAGGAUCAUGGAUCUAGACCUGGGAAGGGAUUUUACAGGUCAUCUUGUCCAACCUCUUCAUUUUAUAGAUGAGAAAUGUGAAGCUAAGAAGUUCAGUGAUUCAAAUCACAACCUUGAUUCCAGAAUCUGCAGGAAUUUUACCUUCUAUGCUAAUAUUAGAUGCAAGCAUACUUUUGACUGAAGAAGUAAUUGUCUUGUCUCAGGUCACAGCAAUAAAAGGAAAUAAUGCUGUCAAAGAAUGUAGUUACUUAACCUGCUGUGAGCUUAAAAUAUAGGAAAUUUUUGUCUUUUAUACUAAGAUCCUUUAAGCUUAUUAACCUACUGUCAGUGAAAUUGUUGCUUUUAUUUUUUAUCUAGUUGUGGCACUGGAUUAUAAACAAUCCAGAUUCUUUAACUUGAUUUUCCCUUUGUGACCAAUGGCAUACAUACAUUUAAAAACAGUUAGUUGUAGUAAUGAGUUCAAUGGAAGUGAUUUUUUUUUUCUUCCAUGAUACAAACUUUCAUAAGUGGUCAUUAAAUCUGUGACUGUAGCACAGUGCUUAUUUUGAGUUAAAAUGUUCUUAGAAUUUGGGCCAGAUUCCCCUUUGUCGCUUCAUUAUUUUAUGGUUCCUUUUUUCCAGAAAUAGAACUAGUUGUAAAGGAACUUUAAAAAAAAAGAAAAAAGCUAUAAUCCUCAUGGAUUUACAGGGGAAAUCUAUCAAACUUUUAAGGAACACUUAAUACCAAUACUAAACACAUUAAUCUCAAAAUUUGACAAUGAAAACACUUUUUACUUCCAAUAAACUUUUAAGUUUUUUUCAAAAUAAUUUUCAUAGCAUCUUUAUGAAAUUUCUGAGAAAAAUCAAAGGAGGUGGUAUGUAUGAAAAACCUUGCAAACCUUAAGCCUCUGUAAAUCUUAGCUAUUAUCAUUAUUAUCUUUCUCUUUUUUUUUUUCCUUCCUCAAAUAGUGACCACAGAAUUCAUUAUUCCAUUUAUUCCAUUCCAUUUUAAAAUAUUUCCCACCUUCCAAAUAUAAACAGAUCCCAUCUGGUUCAUAAUCUAAUCUUUAUACAUAAUAGUUCCUAACAUAUCCUUCAUCUGCUAGCACUUUCAGACCUUGAGACUAUUGGGAAUGAUACUGAUCACACUUCCAAGAAAUAAUUGCCUCACAAGCAUGACUUUACUUACUUGCUAUCUAAGUUAGCAUUUAUUUUGCAAUAGUAAUAGCAGUUCAUUUUACUUUACUUUUUGCAUUAUUACAGGAAGAGUACAUUUUGCAAAGAUAGGACAAAUUAAUUAUCUCCUUCUAUAUUUAGUUUGUGUGGGAAAGUCACCUACCUUUAAAUAUUAUACAGUCUGGCACAUAGUAGAUGCUUAAUAAAUGAUUGGUGGUUGAUUAAUUGAUUACUUUAUUGUAAUGUCAAAAUGUUCUCCAAGGAUUGGGUAUCAUUCUUUUUCUGAUAUUGGAGCAAAUCUAAGAAAGAGUUUGUCACUAAUUUAUUAUACUUAAUUUCAGAUUUUUUUUUUAAGAUAUGAGUCUUGUCUUAUUGUUUUUGGAAAUGUAUAUAUGCUUAAUAUAGUUAAGUACCCUCUUACACUUAAGCAAGUGUUGAUGCAAUUACAAAUAUUUUUAUAAUAAUAUUAAUAAUAGCCUUUGUAGCAAAAGAUCUGACAAUACUUUUUCUCCCUAUUAAAAACUCCUAUUUUCAGGAGUCAGACAGCCAUAAAAAAUUGGUGUGCUCUCAGGUCUGAAUCUUGAAUAAAAUCUCUAAUAUUGGGAGUUCAUUACCAAGUUUGAUUUUACUAUUUAAAAAUUCAUUGAGUAAAUAAAUAAAGUUUGUGGGGGUUUUUUAAGCAUUUACUAAUAAAAAAUGGCUAGCAAGCAUAAUUGUAAAUCAUCAAUCCAUGAAGUUGAACUAGUGAUUUUGGAUAUUUUCAUAAAAGUUCAAAUGCUAGUAUUUGGUGGAAAUAGAGUAUAAUUCAUGUUUUGUGAUUACUGCAUUAGUACCAUGUGUUAUCUCUGUUAAUUCAUUAGAUUAGAUUGACCAUACUGGAAUCUGGGAUUUGAAUCUUCACAGCUUAUAUAAAGGUGAAUCUCAAAAUCCUUUGGUCAAAUUGUAUUUUAUAUUUGAGGUGGGGGGGGGGGGAAGUCAACCUUUUAUCUAAUAACAAAGGGUCCUAAGUAGAAUGUAUUUAAACAAAACUUAAGGUUGUUUCCUCUUAUGCUUUCAUACAUAUAAAAAUAUAAUUAGAUAGCUGCAGUAUUUAGAUUUAAAGGAUUGAAUUAAGUUUUCAUUGAAACUAUAAAUUUCUAUAGCCAGAAAGGUUACUUGAACAUUUUGAGAAUUCUGAUAUACUGGGGAUAUGCAUACAGUCAUAGAAAUGUUUUAAAUACAACCUUAUUAAGAAAGCUUGAAACAUUAAGCUCAGUCUCACAUAUCUUAACAGUGUCAUGUAGUUGUUUAACAAUAACAACUGGCUCGAUCUUCUUAAAUUAUGUCAGUCUUCUCUAUUUCAUAUUGCAUGUUUAUUUUAAAUGGUCUCUAGCUAAGCAUGAUGUACGUAUUGGUUUAAAUAAAAUGUUAACAUGAAAGAA